AUGGAGACCCCCAAAGAAGCAUCAGAAGCAUUCUUUAUUAAAAUCACCACAACAUGUGGAAACAACCUGCAAGGGAAAAAGGCCGACAGCUUCCAGAGCUUCCUGCGGGUUGAGGUGGACAACGUUCUGGUGGGACAGUCAGAAAACAAGCAGUACGACCCUGAGGAGCAGUGUGUUGACUACAACCUCACCUGCACCUAUCUCUGUCAUAAUGACGCUCAGGGUCUCAGUGACAUGGUCAACCACCCGAUCAUAUUGACAGUGAGUGAGUUCCAGCCCGAGGAGAAGAAGGUCGAGGCAAAGAUGGUGGUGAUGGGCCAAGCUGUGGUCGACCUGAUGCCACUGCUGCAGGGUGAGUGCAGCUUCUCAGCCACGGUCCCAUUGCAUCCAGUGACCGGCCCCCCGACCAAGGAGUCCAAGCAGUCGACCCUGGACGUGAGUGUCAGUGUGUCGGCUCCACUUCUGUCUGAGGUUGAACUGUCGACCUCCAACCUGCUGAAGGUCACCCUGGAGACAGCCUACGCCGUCCCUGAGUCCUGGACGCUGCUGUCGAAUGCCGCCCCAACUCCCUCCACAUUCACUGCCGCCCUGGAGGUCCCAGUGAUGGCUAAGAAAGAUAAGGUACUGGUGUUUUGUGAUGGGCAGCUGAAGCCAGGGGGGCAGAGGGAGGUGAGCGGCAGACAGAAGAAGAGGCCCAAUCAGGCCCUACUGGUCCAAGGAAACCACUUCAUGCCUGGAGUUUAUCUCCAAGAAGAGCCCAUCGAGCAGGAGGACGGCGAGCUGAAAGGAUUAGAGGACCUUGAGUUUCGUAACGUGGCAGAGACCACGAUGAGCAGGGUGAGCUGGGACACAGAGAUGUGCUGCCUCCUGAAUGCAAAAGGAGCUGCCAGGCUACGACAGAGGAUCACUGAGAGCAGACUGUGGCCAGUGGAGAUCAUGAGGUCGGUGGCUCCUCAAGCAAAAGCAGUGGGCAAGCAGCCGGCUGAGGAGAACUCAGAGAUCCUUUCCCACUGUGUGGCAUUUGUGGAUAUGGGGCGGCUGCUGUAUCCCGGUAUCAGCCGCAUCCGAGGAGCGUACAGUGUCCGUGCCUUCUCCGAGGCCGAGCUGCUGAACAAGGCCAAGAGGACUGUCAGUGUGUUAAAGGAACUGGAGAAAGCUGCAUCCAAACAGAUGAAAGCUCAUGCCAGCUCCGCUGCAAGCUCGAACAAGGGAAAGGCUGGGAAGAAUACAGAUGGAGCACAGAAGGGAGUCAAGGAAUCAAAGGAUCCACCCAAAAAGCAACCUGCCAAUCCGGUCAAGACGGCUCCAGCCGAGAACGACAGCCCGACCGAGACGGAGCCGAACGGCAACACAGACCAGAAUACGUAUUCUGAAUCCAGAACCUACCUCAUCAUUGAGAUCUCCUUGGAGAAACCACUGGUGCCCGUAACCUCUCCAGAGGAACUGUCCAGAAGGGUGAAGGCAUUGAUCCCACCCAGACCUCCCCCUCCAGAUGGUCCUCGCAGAGCAGCAGAGGCUGUUGGGGACUUCCACAGGCAGGUGGGCAGCGUGGUGACCAAAGUUUCAGACCAGUAUCGGGAAUUACUUGGAGGAACAUGCAAGCCGUCAGAAGACAGCAGCCCGGAGCAAGUGGCAGUUCAGCUGAUGGGAGCGCUCAAUGUCUCUGGGAGAUACUUCGCCUUCAAGGAGCAGAUGAAGCAUGCAGUGGUUAGGCUUGUACGUGACAAGAUGCGGAAGACAGAUCCCAUCACUGACCCUCAGGAUCUACAGGCUUUCGUUAGUAAGCUCUACGUCUAUCUGCAGGAUGAGAUGCACAUCGCCCUAAACAAGAUUUAUUCAGAAGAUGUUGAUGACGAUUCCAAGGAUGAAUUCCAGUUGAGUUCUUCUCAGCUCAGACAUUUUGCAAAGGAAGCUCAAGUGACUGGGGAUUAUGAGGAGGCUGCUCAUUACUGCCACGAGCUCGUGGUGAGGGACCCCAAUGAGCCCUCCCACAGAUUUGAGUGGGGGGGUCUCUGCAUGCUGACUGGAGACCACAUGAAGGCUAAAGAGUGUUUCCAUGAUGCGGUAUCCAUCCAGCAGACACAUCAGCCCAGCCUUAUGAUGUGUGGCGUGUUGGCAGCAACGUAUGAGCGGUACGCGGAGGCUCGGACCUUCCUGGAGCAGGCCACGGACAUAAAACCCCCCAGUGUGGUGGGCUGGACUCUGCUGGGUUUUCUCCAUGAGUGGCAGAAUGAACCCAUCCUGGCUCAGAGGGCUUUUCUUGAGGCCAAAAAGCAUCUGAUUGCAGUCGUAGAAAAGAAGCAACCACAAGCCGGCGAUCUGAAAAAGAAACGCAAAGGCCUGAAAACCAAGCAGGUGGAGGAAGUGGACACAGCUGCUCCUGUGUGUCAGUCUCCUGAUGAGAAUCCAGAUCCAGAGCAUGUUAACCAGAACUCAGAGAGACACAAAGAGUCUUCUGCAAAAAGUGUCAUCAACAGUUCUAAUUCAGAAUGUCCCACCACCAUUUACAUAGAGGCUGUCAAGUUCCUGCUGCAGAACAAUGCACUGCAGAUGGCAGAGCAUGCUCUGUCCCAAGAGCUCCUGUGUUCAGAAGGAGGUCAGAGCGUCUCCUACCUCCUUCAUCUGGCCAAGCUGCAGCUGCUCAAAGCUGACUACUGCACUGCUGCUGCCACCCUCAAGAUGGCACUGUUUCAAAGAGAUCAGGAUGCAGACAUAUGGGCUCUGAAUGGUCACUGUCACUUCCUGCAAGGGGCCUUCAGUGACGCCCAGGAGAGCUAUGAGCGGAGCCUGCACUUACCACAGCAGCCGUCUGACUCUCACCCUGUUCUCCUCCGCUCGGGAUCCAUCUACCUCCUGCAUAAGAUGUUUGAAAAAGCCAAAGAAGUCUUCCAGCGGGCUUGUGAACAGUCGCCCUCCUGCCUGACGUGGCUGGGUCUGGGCACCGCCUUUUACCGGUUGGAGAAUCUGUCUAUAGCCGAGGAGGCUUUGACGGAGGCCAACCAUUUAAACAACCAGAAUGCAGAGGUGUGGGCCUACCUGUCUCUUAUUUGCCUUAGGACCGGCAGACAAGAGGAAGCAGAGCAGUUUUAUAAGUUUGCAGUGAAGUUUAAGCUGCAGAAGAAGUUUCUCCUCACAGAGUUCAAUGAGCUGAAGACUCAGCUCCGACUCAGUCGCCUGGUGUUACGGUCAUAACUGUGCCCUGUCCCUGUUUGAGCUUCUGAAUCCCCAGAUGCUCCUCCUCCUUCCUGGCUGGGGGUGAAGGCAAGGAAUCAUCAGGAAGAAUCACCAAGGGAUGGCAUGAAUUCUGUCCAGCUGUAAAUUGUGUGUGAACAGCUCACCAAACUAGAUUAUUGAGAUUAAAUUUGUAUUGAGAGAUAAUAUUGUUCUUGUCUGAGAGUCAGACCAGAAUUGUUUAUUAGAAAACCCUAACUCUAAAAAGAGACUUUUGAUUUGAACUAGUUCUGGUUAAUGUUUGGACAGUGUUUUUGCGAGACCAAAGGCCUCCUCUUUGGUCUAUAUGUGUAGUCCAGUGGUUCUCAAAGUUGGGGGCCUGGACAUACUCCAGGGGGGGCGCAAUGUCACAGACAAAAAAAAUACAAAUAAUAAUAAUAAUAAUUAAAAAAAUAAAUAUGACCUGUCACUGGUUAGUGAAAGCCCAUAGCAUUACUCCCUUGGCGUAAUGCUAUGGGCUGGACUGACACAAACAAAUCAAAUACUGAUUUGUUCCUGAUCCACCAAUCAAAAGAGGACUGUUCAUUUGAACGCGAUUUGCACGAACGCGAGUAUAAAAGUAACUGCAGGCAUGGUCAGGGCUCACCCUCACUGAGACGACCCCCUGCAGAGUUUCUGCGAUUGCGCUUGUUUCCUCGAUAAUUCAGAUAUUCAUUGCUUUAUAAACAGUCUUUUUAAAGACUCUCUCCUUCCUUAGUAAUUCCUUCCUGCACUUGCAACAGGCCUAUUCGUAGCCUAAUCUAAGGAGUAGUUUUCUCCAAAGUCUUUUUUAGAAAGCUCAUAGCCCCAAGAGCUAGCCUUCUAGCUACCUAACUUCUUCCAACUGCAGCUAGCCCAUUUCUCCUUAACACCUACCUUUACAUCUUCAAUCAUCCACCAGCAUCUGAGCUACACAGCUCAACAGAAUCGCUAAGGCAGAAACCACACAACCAAUCAGAAGACUUCUCAGAACUGUGAACAGCACAGCAACUUCCUUUUUUUUAAAUAGCCUUGUGUAUAUAUAGAAUUAUCCCUACUUUUGUAUAUAUUUCUAUAUUUACUAAGAUUUUUACCCAAUUAAUGUGUAGAAGCACUACAAAAGUGGAAUUUUCAUAAUAUGUCCCCUUUAAGUAGCACUCUAUAUCUCCACUCAGAUAAAAAAAUCUUUAUCCGGGAACAUGAUAUAUAUAUAUAGAGUCUGACAUGUGCAUACCUGGAAAACCACGAGAACCAAACUGGUGGUGCAUGCAAAGGCCUAAACUUGGUUCCUUGACUCUUGCAUGUGUGAAUCUGGAACCGUUCUCCGGCUCUGCAGGAGGAUGUAUCUAAGACACUUUCUUGUGCUACAGUGUCAUUGGUGAAUUUCCUCUACAGAGGAUAAAUUAAAGUACAUCUUAUCUUACCUUAUCUUAAAUACAUGUGCAAGAAAUUUUGUUUUUCAUCGUUUUAUUUUGUGCAAUACUGUCAUUGUGAGGACGUUAAUCUUUUUUAUGAAGUUUUGAAAUCAAAUUGCAAAUCCCUCCAUUAACCUUGACAGUCCUUGUCAGCUCAGUGGCUGGGGGAUGUAGGUGCAGCUGACUUUUUCCCCCUCCUUCGCAGCCCCAAAAGGUGGCGGACUCUCUUACACAAUGAAGCUUUCUUUGGUUUCUCUGUCUUCGUACAAAAAGAGUUCUGCUUAGUCGUUGCUGGGUCUUGACUAGUCACCACGUUUUGGUGAAAAAAACCUUCCAUCACUGCUUAAUCUAUUAGUUUGAAAUAGAAAGUUAUAACUAUACUUGACAGAUUUCUGCGUCAGAUGAAGUUCUCUCUCGAUCACAGUGAAUGGUCACUUUCUGAAAUCGAUGUCACAUUCCCUACACUUAAUGUUGCUAUAAAGGACCUAAUGGUAUGUAUCAAUGGAACAUUUAAGAUCAUAGAGCAUGAGCCUUUGAUAAAUAGAACAUUGAACGUGUCUUUAAUCUUUAACACUAAACGUUUUUUUGAUCUUAAACAGUUGGGAGUUAAACACCCCAACCAGUUCUCUUCUUCCGGAACAUCCCAUUUAUUCCUUUUUUUUUUUUUUUUUGCACAUGUUUACUUUCAAUAGUCAUAUUUCAUCACAUAAUGCAGAAAUCUAGAUUCAUAAUCAUGGAUUCCACCAGUCCCCUAAAUGUAUUAUUAUUAUUAUAUCAAGAUCCAUGAAUUAUUCUCUGUGAAUCAGUGAAAAUGUAAAAGAAAUCUUUUGUCUCACAUUGUUAAGACAAUGAAAUAAAACCGUGAAUCCACAAUUA
Molecule: messenger RNA, 5480 nt
Organism: Platichthys flesus (European flounder)
Lineage: Eukaryota; Metazoa; Chordata; Actinopteri; Pleuronectiformes; Pleuronectidae
Gene: cfap70
Product: cilia and flagella associated protein 70
Exons: 26
Coding region: 1-3192 (1063 amino acids)
Biological process (GO): cilium assembly; cilium movement
Cellular component (GO): motile cilium; extracellular exosome
Molecular function (GO): protein binding
Source: RefSeq, a predicted model, not a curated record